AUGGGUGUGCCUGGUGUCUCCAGCUCCUCCGAAUCCUGGGCCGACUACACCGACAAGGGCAAAGGCAAGGACACUGCUGCUGCCGACCCCUGGGCCGCUGGAGCUCAGAAGCUUGCCGCGAUCGACCUCCCCGCACAGCAGCGGAAGAUGGCCGACCUCUCUGUCGACCCCAUCUCCAAUUGGCGGACAGUGCAGCACGUAAUGAAGAUGGCGGCGUGCAAGGCUCGCGACACCAUCACCUCUGUCUCUGCCUCCGAGAUCAAGCCGUUCGAGAGCCGAAAUGAAGACCCACAAAUCAUAGCAGAGGCUCGUGCACUCACACUCCGAAGCAUUGCCAGCGUGUUCUUCGGCCGCGAUAUGGACAACUUCAACGACUGGAUGGACUGGUGCGUCCCGUACAUCACAGCUGUUCUACACCGCACCCAGUUCAAUGCGCACUUCUGCCCCGAUGACCAGUACGGGCACUACGAGGAGGGCCUCGGCACGCUCGCGAGGGGUGACGGCAAGCCGAUGAUCACGGAUGAGAGGCAGCAGGUUACCGCGUUGAAGGCUACGCUCCACAGCAACAUUGCCCAGUGCAUGCUGAGCCUGGAGCUGUUUCGAAGGGCGGCCGACGCCGCCACCGAGUGCCUGAAGCUGGACGAGGCCCACGCGAAGGCGCUCCACCGCCGGAGCCAGGCGCACGAGGCCCUGCGCGAGUGGGAGGAGGCGCUGCGCGACGCGCUGAGGCUUCGGGAGCUCGGCGGCGGCGGGCUGGACCCGGAGGCCCUGGGCUCCCGCUGCGACGCUCUCUUCGAGAAGCAGGCGAAGGAGAAUCAGGCGGUCAACAAGGUCGUCAACGAGCAGGAGAAGAUGAUGAAAAUGAAGGGGCGCUUCGAGACCGCGUUCAAGAAGCACGGGCUUUACGAGGCGGACGCGGCCCCGGAGAUCGCCAGGUGGCUGGUGGCCCACGACGACCUCCCCUUCACGGUGGACAAGAUCGCCGAGAAGUGGAAGAUGAGCAAGAUCGAAGCUGAGGACAUCGCGAAGUGGAUCUCGAAGGGCAUCGAGCUCGGGGUCGUGCCCAGGCCCGAGGUGGUGAAGUAG
Messenger RNA from Prorocentrum cordatum, 1086 nucleotides. NCBI's taxonomy places the organism in Eukaryota, Dinophyceae, Prorocentrales, Prorocentraceae. The record is from the annotation of a GenBank genome assembly.